Molecule: messenger RNA, 719 nt
Organism: Cynoglossus semilaevis (tongue sole)
Lineage: Eukaryota; Metazoa; Chordata; Actinopteri; Pleuronectiformes; Cynoglossidae
Gene: mrps24
Product: mitochondrial ribosomal protein S24
Exons: 4
Coding region: 91-606 (171 amino acids)
Biological process (GO): translation
Cellular component (GO): mitochondrion
Source: RefSeq, a predicted model, not a curated record
ACCACUUUAACCAGUAGAUGGCAGCCCAGAACCUUCGAGCUGUCCAGUCUUGGUCGAUACAAAGAAAAAGAAGAAGAACAUUCGGGAAACAUGGCGGCGUCCUUGAAUGGUGCGACUGGCGUUAGGCUACUGGGAUCCUGGGUCAGAUUGGGAUCACAGGGCUUUUUCCCUGGAAGUAAAGGCCUCCACACCACUGCAGUUUGCUGCAAGAAUUUUGCCGCUCGCAUCCGGGUGGGAAAAGGAGAAAAAGCCGUGACAUACGAGCAGUCGUUUCACCCUCAUCACAUUGGCCAUCGUAAAGGAUGGUUGUCACAGCAUCCCGGUAACCUUCAUGGGGAAGAUGGAGCAGCUGAACGAACACUGGAGGACGUCUUCAUCAGGAAGUUCAUCUUCGGGACCUUUCAAGAAUGCCUGGUCGAUGAGAUUGUGAUUAAAAGGAGGGGAAACCUGUUGGUUGUGUGUGCGCUGAUGAUCAAUGUUAUUUCACCCAUCAAGUUUUACUUUUUAAUUGGCUAUUCAGAGACGCUGCUGUCACACUUCUACAAAUGUCCUGUGAAGAUUGAGAUUCAAACCCUGCCGAAGAAAGUGGUUUACAAACGCAUCUGAUGGCGGUGAAUCCAAAUGGAGUCAUGUGUUAACUUUUUGAUUUGUGAUUAGAUUUGUUUAUAUAAACAGUUGGUAUUUAAUAAAUCAUUUAAGUGUCACUAAACAGGAAUAGC